AUGCGGUGGGAGGUCUCUUUUUUGUUAUCGGCCCUCUUCUUUCUGAUCACGGUCAACGCGCAAUACGGAGAUGAUGCCUGUCCAGCUCCUGAACCAGAGGGACCUACGUAUCCUGCUGUGCCGCCGCCUUCGAUGAAGCCAUCGCAUCCUCCAUCACACCCGCACCCGCAUCCGAAGCCAACGCGAACGCCUAUGCCAACACCAAGCCCUGGUGCUCCCUGCACGCCUUGUAUCCCUAGCACGACUACGGAAAUAAGUACCAUCACCGAUACAGCCACAGAGACGACCACUAUCACCGAACCGCCUGAAACAAUCACGACCACUGCAACAGAAACGACCACGGCCACUGUAACGACCGAAGUGCCUGUUACAUGCAUGGACACUCCACCAGCAGAUUAUGAUCUGGGCACCUGCCCCCACACGGCUCCAAGGAUUCGAGGCACAUACAGCGUCCUCUUCGCAGGGACGUAUUAUAUCUAUGGUGAUUUGUCAAAACUUAUGAACGCCAUUUGCGAUCGCAUGGAGAAUUCGUGCCAUGCACCUGAGUCGUCUGUUGAGCAGUGUCGAGCUGCUGAAGCUGCAGCGAACCAGUUCACCGGUGACGAAGCGGUUGCAGUGUGGAAUGAGAUCAUGGCACCGUGUGUUCAUCAGCCUGCCGUUCGCAGACUGAGAGGAAGAAGCGGAAGAGACCAGGGUGUUGGGAGCCUGAAGACAGAAGAGACCAUCACUGGUGUCGACCACGUCGCGCUAAGUGAAGAACAACUCCGUGAUCACGAUUAUGUUGUGAAGCUGGACAUCUAG
Paecilomyces variotii is the source of this 801-nucleotide messenger RNA. RefSeq lists its product as hypothetical. The coding region runs from base 1 to 801 and encodes 266 amino acids. NCBI's taxonomy places the organism in Eukaryota, Fungi, Ascomycota, Eurotiomycetes, Eurotiales, Thermoascaceae. The transcript has a single exon. The record is from RefSeq and is a predicted model, not a curated record.